AUGGCGGCUGCAGGUGGAGGCUCCGCCCUCCACAAGCUAACACGCCCACACGGCAUCAAGCUGAGUCCAGCUGUGGCCUGCUGGGUGGAGGAGCUCAGUCUGGCUGUGGGCAGCAUGCCUGUGGCAGCGGCAGCAGACUUUGAGAGUCUGACUCUCCAGCAUGCCAUCAAACUGUGGCUGGGACUCGGUCAGGUCGGCAAAUCUCCCAAACUGAAGCACGUGGUGAGUCACCGGAGACAAGUGUUCAUGGUCCUCAGAGACAACACCAAGGAGAUGAACAUGUGUUAUGGAUCUUCAUGUCUGAGCUGCUCCUCCAUGUUUCAGAACCCUGUGUCUCUGAACGUCUCCUUGUUGUUUGCAGCCUCGUUUCAGAUUCCUCCGGCUCCAGCCUCCGUUGGAAGUCCCGGCUCCCACCAGCCCAUCCAGCUCAGUGACCUGCAGAGCAUCCUGGCCACCAUGAACGCUGCCACGGCGUCGGCUCCGGGAGCCGCAGUGGAUCUAGCCAGUGUGUGCACCCCCGAGAUGAUGGCUCCCAUCCUCACUAAUGCUGAGGUCCAGCAGAGGCUCCUCCCCUUCCUGCCCAGUGGAGAGAGUUUGCUGCAGAGCGCUGAGGAGAUCCCCAACACCCUCAGCUCUCCUCAGUUCCAGCAGUCGAUGAGCAUGUUCAGCAGUGCCUUGGCCUCCGGGCAGCUCGGGCCCCUCAUGACUCAGUUCGGUCUGCCGGCCGACGCUGUGGACGCCGCCAACAGAGGAGACGUGGAGGCGUUUGCCAGCUCCAUGCAGAGCAGUAAAGGAGACUCGAAGGACAAGGAGGACGACGAGGACAUGAGUCUGGAUUAGAGCUCCAGCUGAUGAACUCCUGGGAUUCCUGCUCUCCUUUAUUUCAGUUUCUCUCCCUCUCUUUCAGGUGCUCUUGUCCUUUCCUAAACCAAAGGCAUCACUCAGGAUGAACCGAUCUGUACAGAGAGGAUCCAGCUCCUCCUGUAACACCGUGCAGUCUGUGUGAUCUGUGUUCAUCUGUUCAACUGACCCGAGGUUUCACUCUGAAAAGAGACUUUUAUACACAACUGAGGACGAAGCCUUCAAACCAUGUUUCUUUUCUUUCUGUCUUUCUGUUGUAAAGACUUCAGGAGCCUGAGUUCAUCCUUAAUAAAUCAAAUCAACCCAGAUAAA
This is a messenger RNA of Limanda limanda (common dab), 1173 nucleotides long. Its product is annotated as proteasomal ubiquitin receptor ADRM1-like. Gene Ontology annotation, biological process: ubiquitin-dependent protein catabolic process. The transcript is spliced from 6 exons. Gene Ontology annotation, cellular component: nucleus; cytoplasm; proteasome regulatory particle, lid subcomplex. Gene Ontology annotation, molecular function: ubiquitin binding; proteasome binding; endopeptidase activator activity. The record is from RefSeq and is a predicted model, not a curated record. The coding region runs from base 1 to 840 and encodes 279 amino acids. NCBI's taxonomy places the organism in Eukaryota, Metazoa, Chordata, Actinopteri, Pleuronectiformes, Pleuronectidae.